Molecule: messenger RNA, 2455 nt
Organism: Nematolebias whitei (Rio pearlfish)
Lineage: Eukaryota; Metazoa; Chordata; Actinopteri; Cyprinodontiformes; Rivulidae
Gene: usp49
Product: ubiquitin specific peptidase 49
Exons: 7
Coding region: 311-2329 (672 amino acids)
Biological process (GO): protein deubiquitination
Cellular component (GO): cytoplasm
Molecular function (GO): zinc ion binding; cysteine-type deubiquitinase activity
Source: RefSeq, a predicted model, not a curated record
AUGAGAGCCCGGCAGCCGCUCGGUCCCGGUCCAAUGAGAGCAGCGGGGUCUGGGCUCCGACAGAGAGUUGGGUUGUUCAAUCUGCGAGGAGGACAACAAGCCGCAGCUCGAGUCGGAGCGUACGGGAUGGAUGGAUAGAGGAUGAACGGAGGCGAUGACCCGUCCUGUUGGUGCAGAAGCUGAGCUCACAUCUGCAGAUGAUGUGAUGUUUUGACCCCAACCAGAUCGAGCGAAAUACUUGUACAAAUGAGUUGCUGCUCGGCUGCAGGACGUGUGUCCUUUCGCUGAGGCCACAUGUGUAUCUGGAGAGAUGGACCGCUGUAAGCACGUGGGUCGCCUCCGUCUGGGCCAGGACCAUUCCAUACUCAAUCCACAAAAAUGGCACUGUGUGGACUGCAGCACCACAGAUUCGGUGUGGGCCUGCCUCAAGUGCUCCCACGUGGCCUGUGGACGGUUCAUGGAAGAGCACUCGCUCAAACAUUUUCAGGAGUCCCACCACCCGCUGGCCAUGGAGGUGCGAGAGCUGGAUGUCUUCUGCUUCGCCUGUGGAGACUAUGUGCUCAAUGACAAUGUGGAGGGUGACCUCAAGCUCCUCAGAGGGGCCCUCUCUACUGUUCGGAACCCAGGCAGGCGCUCACUACGCUCUUCAGCUUGGGGAGAAGGUGGGCAGCAGCCCGCCAUGCAGCUGGCCUUGCGCCACAGGAGGAAAACGCUCCUGAGGAAGAUGUUUCAGACGUGGCUCGGCAAACAUCAAGAGCUUCAAAAUGAGCGCAAAGAGAAACUGGAGGAAGCCAGGAGACAAAAGAAGGAGGUAAAAAGAAGGCUUAUGGAGGAACUUGUCAGUGUUCCUCCCAGAAAGAGUGCCAGGCUUCUUACUCAGGCGCCACGUUCAACCAUCACACUCAUUCCUCGCAAAUUUCGCGACCCACCAGAACGCCUACCUCCUCCUGCUCCUUCCAGGAAGCCUUCGAUUCUCACCCUGCCCCGCAAGGCUCCUCAGAAUGGCAGAGCCGCUAAACUGAGGCGAUACUACUCUACGCACGCUGUUACGCGGCGGAGACUCGCUCCAGGUGUCACCGGUCUGCGCAACUUGGGGAACACGUGCUACAUGAACUCUAUAUUGCAGGUGCUGAGCCAUCUGCAGAAAUUCAGGGAGUGUUUUCUCACUUUGGACCUGUGUGAGACUGAGGAGCUGCUGGCCAAAACUAAUCACUCCCAGGGGGUGAAGGGCAUGACAGGAGGGGUUGUCAGUAGUGCAAACACACCCCUGUCAGAGUUCCCUCUGGGACAAAUGGGGAAGGCUGGGUGUUUGAAUUUGCCCGUUGACAGAAAAGAAAGUGUCCCUCCGUCCCCACAGGCUGCAGAAUUGGUCCAGCCCAAGGAGUCUCGCUGCUCCACUCGCCAGCAAAUGUCUCUGUGCCAUGAGUUACAUACACUUUUCAGGGUCAUGUGGUCAGGCCGGUGGUCUUUGGUCUCUCCCUUCGCCAUGCUGAACUCUGUGUGGAACCUCAUCCCGGCUUUCCGCGGUUACGACCAGCAAGAUGCCCAGGAGUUCCUGUGUGAGCUGCUGGACAAGGUGCAGCAGGAGCUGGACACGGAGGGCUCCAAACGGCGGAUAGUCAUCCCCAUCACAAAGAGGAAGCUGUCCAAGCAAGUGCUAAAGGUUCUGAACACCAUCUUUCACGGCCAGCUCCUCAGCCAGGUGACAUGUUUGUCGUGUAAGCACAAGUCCAACACAGUAGAGCCAUUCUGGGAUUUAUCCUUGGAGUUUCCGGAGCGAUACCACAGUACGAACAAAAGCUCAGGCUCCACUACUUACCAGCGGAGCUGUACCCUUGUGGAGAUGCUGUCCAAGUUUACAGAGAUGGAGGCUCUUGAAGGCAACAUCUACGCCUGCAACCACUGCAACAAAAGAAGAAGGAAAUCAUCCCACAAACCCUUGGUUCUGUCGGAAGCAUGUAAGCAGCUUCUGAUCUACCGUUUACCUCAGGUUCUUCGGCUGCACCUCAAACGCUUCAGAUGGUCGGGCCGGAACCACAGAGAGAAAAUUGGCGUCCACGUGGCCUUUGACCAGGUUCUGAACAUCAAACCGUACUGCUGCACAGACUCUGGUCACUCCGUCCACAGAGGAGGCUACACCUACGAUCUGUCUGCUGUGGUUAUGCAUCAUGGGAAAGGCUUCGGCUCAGGGCACUACACCGCAUACUGCUACAACACCGAAGGAGGUUUCUGGGUCCACUGUAAUGACUCUGAGAUGAAGGUUUGCAGCGUGGAGGAAGUGUGCAACACUCAGGCCUACAUUCUCUUCUAUACCCAGAGGUCUGCUUAGGUACCUCGCUCGCUGUGAUGUUGACUCAUGGCUGCAUUUAUGAAAAUGUUGUCAGAUCUUUUCCCGGAUGUCACUUUAUAAAGAAAAAUGGCGACGAUUGCAGAGGGAGAACCGUAGUUAUUGUCG